Cimex lectularius (bed bug) is the source of this 656-nucleotide messenger RNA. RefSeq names its product 60S ribosomal protein L21 (gene RpL21). The transcript is spliced from 2 exons. Gene Ontology annotation, cellular component: cytosolic large ribosomal subunit; ribosome. NCBI's taxonomy places the organism in Eukaryota, Metazoa, Arthropoda, Insecta, Hemiptera, Cimicidae. Bases 142 to 621 code for a protein of 159 amino acids. The record is from RefSeq and is a predicted model, not a curated record. Gene Ontology annotation, molecular function: structural constituent of ribosome. Gene Ontology annotation, biological process: translation.
GCCGGUCAGUCACGACCUCGCGACCUCCAUUUUCGUCUAGGUUAUAGACGUCUCGUCAGUCCGUAGCUCGCGUUUCCAUCGAUUUUCCGCUGGAAAUUAUAUUCAAUUUCCAUUUUUUGUACAUCUAGAUAAAAGUGUACAAUGACAAACUCAAAAGGUUAUCGCCGUGGUACCAGAGACCUGUUCUCUAGGGGUUUCAGGCGUCAUGGUACCCUUCCACUCUCGACGUACAUGAAAGUGUACAAAGUCGGCGACAUCGUCUCAAUCAAGGGUAAUGGAGCGAUGCAGAAAGGGAUGCCACACAAGUGUUACCACGGGAAAACGGGCCGGGUGUAUAACGUGACGCCACGCGCCCUUGGUGUUAUCGUGAACAAGCGCGUCCGUGGAAAAAUCCUCCCCAAGAGGAUCAACAUCAGGAUCGAGCACGUCAACCACUCCAAGUGCAGGGAAGACUUCCUCAGGAGGGUCAAGGAAAAUGAGAGGUUGAGGAAGGUCGCCAAAGAGACGGGUGUACGCGUCGAGCUGAAACGACAGCCGGCACAGCCAAGAGCUGCUCACCUCGUCCGUGUGACUGAGGAGCCUGUUGUUCUAGCUCCCAUACCAUAUGAAUUUAUUGCUUAAAUUCUUUUGAUUAAUAUAUGUUUUUUUUAAACUAA